AGAAAAGAGUAGAACACUCCAGAACCACUCCCAUUUCUCUCUCUCCUAUAUAAACCUCCUCAUUUCUGCACCUCACCUCCAUCUCAAAAUCUACCAUCGUCAAUCGCAAGAAAAACUCAACGCAAUUCCCAAAGCACAAUCCACUCUCUCAAUCGCGAAAUUUCUAGGGUUUAAUUUGGUGAAGGUUCAUCAAUGGCGGACGUAGCAAUGGGUGACGCAGAGACCUUCGCAUUCCAGGCGGAAAUCAACCAGCUUCUUAGCCUUAUCAUCAACACUUUCUACUCUAACAAAGAGAUUUUCCUUCGCGAACUCAUCUCCAACUCUUCAGAUGCGUUGGAUAAGAUUAGGUUUGAGAGUUUGACGGAUAAGAGUAAGCUUGAUGCGCAGCCGGAGUUGUUCAUCAGGCUUGUUCCAGACAAAGCUAACAAGACCCUGUCGAUUUUUGACAGUGGUAUUGGUAUGACUAAAGCAGACUUGGUGAACAACUUGGGUACAAUCGCCCGAUCUGGCACCAAGGAAUUCAUGGAGGCUCUGCAAGCUGGUGCAGAUGUUAGCAUGAUUGGUCAAUUUGGUGUUGGUUUCUACUCAGCUUACUUGGUUGCUGAGAAGGUCAUUGUGACUACCAAGCACAAUGAUGAUGAGCAGUACGUUUGGGAGUCUCAAGCUGGUGGUUCCUUCACUGUUACCCGGGACACCACUGGUGAACAACUUGGACGGGGUACUAAGAUCACUCUCUAUCUCAAGGAAGAUCAGUUGGAGUAUUUGGAAGAGAGAAGGAUCAAGGAUCUUGUAAAAAAACACUCUGAAUUCAUCAGCUACCCAAUCUACCUCUGGACAGAAAAAACCACAGAGAAGGAAAUCAGUGACGAUGAAGACGAAGAUGAAUCUAAGAAGGAAGAAGAGGGUGCUGUUGAAGACGUAGACGAAGACAAAGACAAGGACAAGAAAAAGACGAAGAAGAUCAAGGAGGUAUCCCAUGAAUGGGAACAGAUCAACAAACAAAAACCAAUUUGGCUCCGAAAACCCGAGGAAAUCACCAAAGAAGAAUACGCUUCCUUCUACAAGAGCUUAACUAACGACUGGGAAGACCACCUUGCUGUCAAACACUUCUCGGUCGAAGGCCAACUCGAGUUUAAAGCUGUUCUUUUCGUUCCAAAGCGGGCCCCAUUCGACCUUUUCGAUACCCGAAAGAAGCCCAACAAUAUCAAGCUCUAUGUUAGAAGAGUGUUCAUCAUGGACAAUUGUGAGGAGAUUAUACCUGAGUACCUCAGCUUUGUCAAGGGUGUGGUUGAUUCUGAUGAUUUGCCACUCAACAUUUCCCGCGAGAUGCUGCAACAGAACAAGAUUUUGAAGGUGAUAAGGAAGAAUUUAGUGAAGAAAUGUAUCGAGAUGUUUAACGAGAUUGCAGAGAAUAAGGAUGACUAUAACAAGUUUUACGAGGCGUUUUCGAAGAAUAUUAAGUUGGGUGUUCAUGAAGAUAGUCAAAACAGGGUUAAGUUAGCUGAGCUUCUGCGGUAUUAUUCGACGAAGAGUGGUGAGGAUAUGACUAGCUUGAAGGAUUAUGUGACAAGGAUGAAGGAAGGUCAGAAGGAUAUUUACUACAUUAGUGGAGAAAGUAAAAAGGCGGUUGAGAAUUCGCCGUUUUUAGAGAAGUUGAAGAAGAGAGGUUAUGAGGUUUUGUACAUGGUUGACGCCAUUGAUGAGUAUUCGGUUGGGCAGUUGAAGGAAUACGAGGGGAAGAAACUCGUUUCUGCAACGAAAGAAGGGUUGAAACUCGACGAUGAAACGGAGGAAGAAAAGAAGAAAAAGGAAGAGAAGAAGCAAUCAUUUGAGAAUUUAUGUAAGGUGAUUAAGGAUGUUUUAGGUGAUAAGGUUGAAAAAGUCGUGGUUUCGGACCGUAUUGUGGAUUCCCCUUGUUGUUUGGUUACCGGCGAGUAUGGUUGGAGUGCGAAUAUGGAGCGGAUAAUGAAAGCGCAGGCGUUGAGGGAUAGUAGUAUGGGUGGGUAUAUGUCAAGUAAGAAGACUAUGGAGAUUAAUCCUGAUAAUGGGAUUAUGGAGGAGUUAAGGAAACGAGCUGAGGUUGAUAAGAAUGAUAAGUCUGUUAAGGAUCUUGCUAUGUUGUUGUUUGAGACUGCAUUGUUGACUUCUGGGUUUAGUUUGGAGGAUCCGAAUGUGUUUGCGGGUCGGAUUCAUAGGAUGUUGAGGCUUGGAUUGAGUAUUGACGAGGAAGGGGAAGAUGAAGGUGGUGAUGAAGAUGCUGAGAUGCCGGAGUUGGAGGAAGUGGAAAGCAAGAUGGAGGAGGUUGAUUAAGGUGUUGUUUAUUUCAACAAGUAAUUUUUUGACUCGUUGGUUUAACCAAAGGUGUCUCUAGGCCUUGAUAGUUGUAAUUGUUCUUCUAGUGGUAUAAGUUUGUUUCUUUUGUGUUUGUGUUGAACUUGGUUGUGGUUUUCUGGAUGUAAUUUGUCAAGUUCAAGUUCAAUAGUAUAAAUCGUUUUGGUCUUUAA
Molecule: messenger RNA, 2504 nt
Organism: Spinacia oleracea (spinach)
Lineage: Eukaryota; Viridiplantae; Streptophyta; Magnoliopsida; Caryophyllales; Amaranthaceae
Product: heat shock protein 83
Exons: 4
Coding region: 193-2310 (705 amino acids)
Biological process (GO): protein folding
Molecular function (GO): ATP-dependent protein folding chaperone; ATP binding; ATP hydrolysis activity
Source: RefSeq, a predicted model, not a curated record